AGUCAGAUUUGUCAUUAUUCUGUGUUUUAAGCUUAGAAAAGUAUUAAGAUUAUAAAAAUACGAUAAAAGGUUAUAUGGUUAUGUAGGACUAGGAAGUAGAAGGGAGAUUAUUGUUUACUAUCAUUUAUCAGUUAUCAGUUAUCACACUGAAAAAACGUUUUCGUCGUUUUCGACUUUUAAGUUUGUUUAUGAACUGUUGACUGUUUACACAAGACAAUUAAUAUAAAUAAUAACUAUUAAUUAUUAUAGUGUGACACAAUUUGUGUGUUCAAUUGUGAUUAGUAAUUAAACAUUUUAUUCUGUAAAGGCGUUGGGAAUAAACGUUGGAAAUUGGUGUAUUUAGUUUUUAUAACGAUAUAAUUAAAUCACGAAUUCCAAAAUGAAUAAAAGAAAACUAGAAGAAGAGAUUUUUCAACAGAAUAAGUUUGAAAAGUUAAAUAAUAUAGCUGAUUCGGAAGACGACGACGAUGACAGUGUUGAUGAAAAUAAUUAUGAUGUUAUGCAAGAGCAGGAUAUUGAAGGUCAAGAAGAAGGAGUUGUUGGACAAGAUGGUGAGAUACGAAUCACACCAUUCAAUAUGCAAGAAGAACUUGAAGAAGGGCACUUUGAUAAAGAAGGAAUGUAUCACUGGAAAAAAGAAAAAGAUGUACAGGAUAAUUGGCUAGAGAAUAUUGAUUGGUGUAAAAUUAAAGAUAUGUCAAAAGAAAAGAAAAAAAUUGAUGAAAGUGAAGAAGAAAGUGUAGAAUUUAAUGUCAUUGCUGCCUAUAAAGAAAUCUUAAGCAUGAUGGAGCCCAAAGAAGCCAUUUCAAAAUCAUUAAGACGUUUAGGUGGAAACAAACGCCUUACAACUGCUGAACGAUGGAAAUUGAAAAAGGCAGGGUUGAGUACUGAUGAAGGUUCAUCUUCAAAAGUCACUAGACUUACAGAACUUGCUAAUCAAAUUCUAACAGCUAAUGGCAACAUGGAUGUUUAUCAAGAAACUUAUGAGCAGAUUUCUCAAAUUAUUUCAAAAUCAGAGAAGAAAGGUCAACCUUCAACUUCUAUGUCAUCAGAUUUAGAUAUGUAUGCGGAAGAUUUUGAUUUAAAAGAAAAGGAAAAAUUAGAAAGUACAAGCCAGAGUGGUAAAGUAGAACAAGAAGAAUCAGAAGAACUACUGACAGGAGAGUCAUUACAGUGGGAAUACAAAUUUUCAUUAGAAAGUAAUGAAGUGUUUGGUCCAUACAACACUGAGCAAAUGCAAAAAUGGAAAGUAGAAGAUAAAUUUAAGGAACCCAUUUGGGUACGUAAAUGUAAUUCAAACAGCGAUUUCCAUUCAUUUGUACGGGUUGAUUUUGAACUUUAUUUAUAAUUAUUUUUAGUGUAUGUAUUUAUUUAAUUUACAGAGUGUAAUGUGUAUAGUUAAAAAUUAUUUAAACCUGGAAUUUGAAUGGUUAUAGGCAUGUAUUAGAAAAAAAGAAAAAUAUUUAAUUUCACAUUUAUUCUUGGUAACAUUAUGAAUUACUGGUUUAAAAUCUUUCAGCUUGUAAUAUUAAUUGUUCAUUUUCAAAGAAUAUAAUUUAGAUGUAAUUUAAUGUACCUA
Messenger RNA from Melanaphis sacchari, 1579 nucleotides. RefSeq names its product CD2 antigen cytoplasmic tail-binding protein 2 homolog (gene holn1). Gene Ontology annotation, molecular function: protein binding. The record is from RefSeq and is a predicted model, not a curated record. Gene Ontology annotation, cellular component: U5 snRNP. The transcript is spliced from 5 exons. Lineage: Eukaryota; Metazoa; Arthropoda; Insecta; Hemiptera; Aphididae. The coding region runs from base 380 to 1348 and encodes 322 amino acids.